Molecule: messenger RNA, 2112 nt
Organism: Patiria miniata (bat star)
Lineage: Eukaryota; Metazoa; Echinodermata; Asteroidea; Valvatida; Asterinidae
Product: blastula protease 10-like
Exons: 12
Coding region: 160-1848 (562 amino acids)
Biological process (GO): proteolysis
Molecular function (GO): metalloendopeptidase activity; zinc ion binding
Source: RefSeq, a predicted model, not a curated record
GCACAUAUUUAAGAUUCGCUUUUGGAAGGACAGAGAGUAGUUUUCUAUCGCCGAUGUUUCUGAGCGGCGGUGAUCAGUAAUAAUAGCUGUUUGGUUUCAGUAAAUAAAGAAGUUUCAAGUUAAGGUACCGUGCAGGACUGAUAGGGACGGGUAUCUAGAAUGAGAGUCUCCGUGGUUGCUCUGCUCUGCCUGCUGGCUUGGUCUGGGUGGGUCUCGGGCUAUGCCGUGGACAAGCGGUCAGCCGGUGACGGCAGGGCCGCGACCAAGAAAGGCGAACCUGCAGAGGCUGAAGUAAGCGCAGGAACCUUCCAGUCAGACAUGAAACUUGGUGUGUAUGAAAACGAAGUCAAAGAGAGAAUCCAAGACGCCAAGACGGGGCGACAGAGGCGUAAGGCCAUGGCCAACACCAACUUCCGCUGGCCUAAUGGCAUCAUUCCUUACGUCAUCACGGAUUCCUCAGCUGGCGAUAGCUCAGCCAUCGAGAAUGCAAUGGACUUAUGGGAGUCUCAGACAUGCAUCACAUUUGUGCCGUACAGCAGUGACCUAGGGCUGGGACAUCAGGACUACAUCAGCUUCAUGAAGGGAGAUGGAUGUUGGAGUUAUAUUGGCAAGCAAGGUACUGGGGCCCAGGAUAUCUCCAUUGGGUCAGGCUGCACCGUGCUCGGCACAGCAGCCCACGAGAUAGCGCACGCGAUGGGGUUCCACCACGAACAGUCCCGAUCGGACAGGGAUGACUACGUGGCCAUCCUGUACGAGAACGUCCGCAAGGGUCUGGCGGAGAACUUUGACAAGUACGAGGCGGACACGGAAAGCUUGACUCACGGUCUGCCGUACGACCCGACCUCCGUUAUGCACUAUAAUACACGGUAUUUCUCGUCCAACGGGCAACCGACAAUCACCACGAAAAAUGUCCUGGAUCAGUUUGACCUCGGCCAGCGCAACUACCUCUCCUUCUACGACGUCUAUCUUGCUAAUAUCAUCUACGAAUGCAUAUUUGACUGCAGCGAUAGUUUGUCUUGCAAGAACGGCGGCUUCGAGGCGAUGAUAGCGGGCACCUGCAAAUGCACCUGCCCGCCAGGGUACACCGGCGCCCAGUGCGAAGUAGACAACUCGGCCUCCCUGUCCAAGUGUCGCUACGAGCUGACCGAGGCUGGCGGCUCCAUCAAGUCGCCCAACUAUCCCUCCAAUUACGAUAAUGGACUGACGUGCGCCUGGUAUAUCAAGGGGAAGCCAGGAUCCACCAUCACGCUCACUUUUGAAUUCAUGGAUGUUGAGGAUGAUGUAGCAUGCGCUUGGGAUUCUGUGGCCGUUCGCACCACCAGCAUGUUCGCUGACGACCAGAAGUUCUGCGGGACGACUCUUCCACCCGUCCAGGUAUCAUCAUCCAAUGAGAUGAUGGUCGUCUUGACAACGGACGUGUCGUACGCCUGUCGGGGCUUCGCAGCCAAUUACGUCAUCGACGAACCAUCGGGCUCUGCAUCAUGUAGCGGAGCUUGUGGCGGAACCUUGAAGGAUUCAGGCUGCCUCACCUCACCGAACUACCCCAGUAACUAUGACAACAGCGUAGACUGUACCUGGACAAUUGAGGUUGCCGAGGGUUCUCGCGUGGCUUUGGACAUCACCGCGUUGGACGUCGGCUCCCCGGGAACGAAGUGCUUGGACGACGCCCUGCAAAUCAGCUUGACCGGUGGCGACGCCACACAGGUCCGAUCGCUCAAGGUUUGUGGCACUGACCUGCCAAGUGGUCCCAUCGUCUCCCUGGGCAACAAGAUGACGCUCCGAUUCAAAACAGACGAGAGCUACCAAAGCAGCGGGUUCGAGGCCUCCUUCCGGACGCUGACCACCUAGGUUUCAUGCAGCCCCUGGCACGGUGGAGUGGGUUCAGAGCAAUCUGAUUGGAAAAAAAUAGGAAAUGGCGCAAUAAUAUUAAUUUUGCAUUUCCCAUUUUGAAUUUUGAACUGGACAAUUGGAAUGUUAUACGACAAGAAUUAAUUAUCGUAAAAGGAAGUAGGCUUAACAUCAUUUACAGUUUUAAAGAUAUUAAAGGGAAGAUACAACAUUUGCAAGCAUCAAAAAACGAAAUGAUCAAAUUAUCACGAAAUACCUUACUGG